This is a messenger RNA of Seriola aureovittata, 1050 nucleotides long. RefSeq names its product G-protein coupled receptor 151. The transcript has a single exon. Bases 1 to 1050 code for a protein of 349 amino acids. Gene Ontology annotation, biological process: G protein-coupled receptor signaling pathway. Gene Ontology annotation, cellular component: membrane. Gene Ontology annotation, molecular function: G protein-coupled receptor activity. Lineage: Eukaryota; Metazoa; Chordata; Actinopteri; Carangiformes; Carangidae. The record is from RefSeq and is a predicted model, not a curated record.
AUGCCAGUCCUCCUGAUCGGGAUCUGUGUGUCGGGAGCGGUUGGAAAUUUGCUCGUUUUGCUGAUUUUCAUUCGUGACUUCAGGAACGGAAGGGGCUCCGAGGUGAAAGCGCUCCUCGCCUCUUUGGCCUCUACGGACCUGGCCAUCCUGUUACUGUGCGCCCCGGUGCGCGCCGUCACCUACUACAAGCAGACCUGGACCCUGGGGAGUUUUGUUUGCAGCACCACGGACUGGUUCCAGCACUCGUGUGUGGUUGCAAAAACUUUAAUCCUUGCGGUCACCACCAGAGCCAAACACACUUUGGUCCCCAGCCCGGCUAGGGGGGCCCUCUACACCCCGACGUGGAUCCACGGAGCCCUGGCGUUUAUCUGGAUUGUGUCUAUGAUAUUUCCGAUCCCGCAGAUGCUUUUCGCCUCUUUGGUUCAGCAUGGCCGCAACACCAUCUGCGUCUCUGAAAUGCCAGUGUGCGCGUCUGACUUCAUGAGUUUGUUCUACAAGAUUUACCCAACUGCAACCUUUGUGGUGCCGGUCAUCUUCACGCUUGCAUACUACACCAAAACGCUGCACACCGCGGUGAACCACGCACCCAGCCCGCAGCACCAGAGCAAGGUUACCCUGGUCUUACUGUGUCUGAGCGGCGCACUCGGGCUCAUGCUGCUGCCGGAGUGGGGGACGUUCACCUGGAUCAGGCUCGGGUACAACAAACCUCCUGUCGGUUUGAUCAUCUUCGCGCAAGUCCUCCUUUACGCGUGCAGCUCCGUCUCUCCGGUGAUCCUAAUGACCAUGUACGACGACGUGCGCCAAGGACUGAUCACCAUCUGGUUCAUCGCCACCUGCAGAGGCUCGAAGCACGUCCCAAGCAUCAAAUGUCAAACAACGGACGGAAACGGAGCGGAGGUCGGCUCAAACGCGGUCGCCAACGCGGUCUCUGCUGGGGACACGGAGAAGACCUUCCCGGACGUGGAGCACUUCUGGACCGGACGCAGGAAUACGAAAGUGGAAGAGGAGCAGGAUCCGGUUCCGUGGGAGAGAGAGGAGAAGAUGUUGUAG